UCACGGAGGUGGCGGGACGUGUUUUAUCAGGCACAUUUUUUACUUGACCAAUCCGUACCAAAGGAAUCUCAACCACCAACCAAUCAACUCUAUCAGUCAGUUUCUGGGCUGUCGCAUCUCCAAAGUGCAAUCGAUGAUGGAGAAUUCAUUCGUUUUCCAUCGCUCCAAGACACAUAAUGAUUAAUGUUUAACCGACGAUUCGUGGACCACUAUUUAUCCUGAUAUAGUUGAUAAUCCCAGGAAUCUUAAAAUUCCACAAUGACUUUAAAAUGUUUCCAAAAGAAUGAUCGCUGGUCCUAGAUGGAUGGGAGGUGGCAGGAAAAAAACUAUCCUGUAGAGGAGUCAUGUGCAGAUGUUACGUAGUGUCGUCGGUUGGAUGAUAGGCUUAGCAUUAGCAGACAUGGAUGAGAACAAAGCAUCAACCGAGAGUGAGAGCAGUCUGAGCUCCGGAGAGGAGAACUCAAUUCCGGAAGCUAUGGAGGUGGACAAUUCGCACAAGAUUUUACUUAAAAUUGCAACUUUAUAUGCGGAAAGAUUGAUGAACGAUAUUUGCCUGGUUGUGAAUGGAAUUGAAUAUCCGGCACAUCGUCUGAUCCUCUGUGCCUCGAGCGAUGUUUUCCAGGUAAUGCUGAUGUCACCUCAAUGGACGGAAUCGCAAGAGAGUAGAGUAACACUGCAGGAGACUCCACAGUGCGCGCCAAUAUUUAGUGAAUUUUUGCGUUAUUUCUACACGGGUAGAAUACGAAUGAGUUACGAGGUAGUAUUGCCGAUACUAUCGUUAGCAGAUAAAUACAACGUCAGAGAUUUAAUAUCGUUGUGCCUUGAAUACAUGAGAAAUCACAUAGCAGUAGCAGCGAUUCACGGUACGUUGGUAUCGUGGCUCCAGUACACGUCGAACUGCGGUCAUCACGGAAUAACGCAGUCGUGCCAAAAUUUCAUCAAAUGGAACAUAGAGUUGGUAGCAAAAACCGCCGACUUUGGUAACUUCGAAUUGGACGUAUUGGUUGCUCUUUUGCAUCAGAGUAGUCUGGUAAUAAAAGAUGAAAUGACGCUUUACAAGUGUUUGCAAUCUUGGUUAGAUCAUCAAGCGAAUCGUUUGGUGAAUCAGUUGCCACCGGCUGAAUUUGAGAACACUAUGAAGCAGCUGGUCGUCGCGGUGAUGUCACCUGUAAGAUUUCCAAUGAUGUCGCCUCGGCAAUUGGCAGAUUUGUUGUUGUCCCCGUUGACGAAAAAGUACAAAGAAUUCUUUGUUGAAAGAAUGGCGAUUGGAAUGUCUUUUCAUUCGGGACAGCAGGAGAGAGUGAGCGAAGUUGUUAGAAACGAGGAAGACGGAGCUCUGCUCUUCGAGCCAAGACUUUACACGGUUGAUACGUGCAGCUCAUUAUUGACCAUUGAAAAUUUCAACAGUUUACCCUCGUACCACACGAGAACCUUAGUUUUUUCGAGCCAUUCUUUUCUCGCGGAAUACGCUGGCGAUCGAGCUUGCGAAUGGGUCGUCGAUAUUUAUCCGAAGGGCGUUUGGAUAAAAAAAUUUUACCUCAUAAUAUGGCAAGGAACUGUCGAAAUGCCGGAACACGUCAAACGAUCGGUUCGACUCUCGCUGACCUGCAAAGAACCACCGCUCGAUAGCGACCACGACAUGAGAGUCAAAAUCGGCGUUCUCAUUUACGGACUUCAGGACGGGGUCGAGCAUAUCACACGAGUCACAGAAAUCAUACAUCGAUUUAGUAAAAAGGACAAAGUACUCAAUUUGGACGAUCUUCUUCCGUUUGACGAACUCAACCCGCAGCAAGGCUCCAUCAACCCCAAUCCAGCUGUAUCGCCUUUCCUCGUCGGACCGAACAAAGAUAUGCUCAAAUUACAUAUCGUCAUAUCUCCGGCUAAUUGAUUCGAAGCUUCGCAUCAUCGUUACGUGUUCCCUUUGAAUUUAGAUUCGGAUAAUCGAGCGAUUCUGUUCGAUACGCUAGUCGGUAAUGCUUCGUUUUUACGUUCACUCCAACUUCCAGUUGUCUUCAAAUUAGUUUUCUUUUAUCGACUGGAAUAUUUUGGGCUCGAGUUUCAGAGGAUACUGGUGCUGGCGAAACAGUCGUUACCAACGAAUGUUUGGCCUGAGAAGCUCUGUCACUCGGAUGUACAAAAUUUUCUUCGUGAAAUUUACAAUCCUUCGUAACCCACAUUUUGUCGAAUAUUAAUAGCCGACAAAAAAUUAACGUAAUUUGCUAACGUUCAAACGGUAGCAAAAGUCAUUUAUUCUCGAACCCACCAAUUUUUUACACGAGUGUACGCCCGUACGUCUUUGUCGACGAACGUCGUGUGAUAAACUUUUUUGAGGUUAUGAUCAAAUUCGGUGUGUAAUAAGAGAGUAUUUUAUAAACGAAAAACAUUAAAAGAGUUGGCUAAAAUUCAACGCGCGUCAAUAUGUAAAAUAUUUCAUGGAAAGAAACGAAACGCGAUGUUUCUGUUUAUGGUGUACUUGUGAUAAGUAAUUGAAGCAAAAAACUCGUAUUGCUUCGUUCGUGUAUGAGUGUGUCGAUGUCUCAAAAUUCAUUGCAAGAAUUUGUGCAUUUUCAGUGAAGAGAAUGAAGAAUACAUAAGGGUAUAUUUUGUUCGUGUUACACGUAGUAUUAUGAUUGAAAUUUAAAAAAAAAAAAAAAAUGGAGAAAAUACCUAACGAAAUCAUGUUCUUAUGGUUAUCUUGAAAAGAUAAAAUGUUGAAUUAUAUUAUCGAUCGGAUCGAAUUACGUAGUCAAAUCAUUAAGUCCGCGAUUAUAUGGCGGCAAUUUAUGCCGCUUAACAUUAUUUGUUUGUCGCAUACAUUACGAGGCAUUCAUUAUUUUUUUAAAGUGUUGACAAUUGACUGUUUAUAAACGAAGAGAUAAAUUUAUUUGCCAAUAAAAUAUGUCGUCCGGAAUUUCA
This is a messenger RNA of Venturia canescens, 2916 nucleotides long. RefSeq names its product transport and golgi organization 10 (gene Tango10). The transcript is spliced from 5 exons. Bases 353 to 1888 code for a protein of 511 amino acids. NCBI's taxonomy places the organism in Eukaryota, Metazoa, Arthropoda, Insecta, Hymenoptera, Ichneumonidae. Gene Ontology annotation, molecular function: protein binding. The record is from RefSeq and is a predicted model, not a curated record.